Aspergillus caelatus is the source of this 925-nucleotide messenger RNA. Its product is annotated as GFA family protein. Gene Ontology annotation, molecular function: carbon-sulfur lyase activity. NCBI's taxonomy places the organism in Eukaryota, Fungi, Ascomycota, Eurotiomycetes, Eurotiales, Aspergillaceae. Bases 327 to 755 code for a protein of 142 amino acids. The record is from RefSeq and is a predicted model, not a curated record. The transcript has a single exon.
CCGUAGCAGCCAAUCAGAGAACUCAAGAUGGGUAUGGGACCCUCCAAGUUGCGCCCUAGACCUCAAUAUAUAUCAUUACAACCUCUUACUAUUGUCGUCAGCACAGAUUCCUUUUACGACAAUGGACUCUCCCCCCGAAGACCAUAGAACAAUAGCCUAGCAAACCCUUCAGCACAAAGAAUUUAUACGAGCUACCCACCCCCGAUCUCAUCCUCUCACAAGGCCUCACCAGAUCUUUGUAUCACCACUUGAUCCACCACGAGCGCCUGCAAAAACGAAAAAGAAAAGGCCCGGAGGUGUACGACCAGGAAACAAAGGGAAGAAAAAUGGAAACCGCCACCUUAUCUGGCACCUGCGCCUGCGAGCACAUAACCUACACGACGAACGUCUUGCCCACGAAGCUCACAAACUGCCACUGCACAACCUGCCGCAAACAAUCUGGCGGACCCUACCAGACCUGGGCACUCUUUUCUGCGACGAGCAUCACCUGGACCCACGAGGAGCCGACACUACGGCGGUCUAGCGAUUUCGCUACGCGCGGGUUCUGUCCCCAGUGUGGAUCGAGUAUCAGUAUGUUGUAUGACUCGGAGCCCGGGGGAUUGUACAUUGCCGCGGGUACAAUCGAUGGUUUCGACAGGGUAGUUCCGAAGCCCUGUGCGCAUUUCUUUGUGAAGGAGAAGGCGGCGUGGUUCCAGCUACCGAAUGAUGGGUUUGUGAGGUUUAGUGAUGGAGUUACUCGGGGAAGGCGUUAUUGACAUGGAUUGCUGGACGUGGAGUUGCUGGAUAGUGUACAUGGACUUCCGGUUGAUUAGGGCAUGUUUUGAAUGUAUAUACCUAUUUGUUUAUCACAUGGAGACGCGGGUUCAUCCACUACGCAGGUCACAGAGAUGGUAGAACAUCAUAAGCAGAUCCGAGAGAAAUCUCG